This is a messenger RNA of Endocarpon pusillum Z07020, 1614 nucleotides long. RefSeq lists its product as uncharacterized. The record is from RefSeq and is a predicted model, not a curated record. NCBI's taxonomy places the organism in Eukaryota, Fungi, Ascomycota, Eurotiomycetes, Verrucariales, Verrucariaceae. Gene Ontology annotation, molecular function: fluconazole transmembrane transporter activity. Gene Ontology annotation, biological process: xenobiotic detoxification by transmembrane export across the plasma membrane. The coding region runs from base 1 to 1614 and encodes 537 amino acids. The transcript is spliced from 3 exons.
AUGCAGGACCUCGUUCGUGAAACCAUCUUUGGACGAAUCGUGCAUCUUGUGUCUGGAGGAAAGCUAUUUCCUCCGGCAGAGCAAAGAGAUCCUUCGAGGCUCCAGAGAUACAUCGUGCCCAAGUCGGCCUCUACCUCAGAAACAUCCGUCUCUGGAUCUUCUAAUGUCCCUCUUGUCGAGAAGCGCAACCCGGAGAAGGGCAAUGAUUAUGAACUCGUCGAUUGGCUCGAGAACGACUCAGAGAAUCCCAGAAAUUGGUCCACCACCAAGAAAGUCUUCGUCACUUUCCAGAUCUGCUUCUUAACAAUAGCCGUCUACAUCGGUUCAGCAAUCUACACGGCAGGCCUUCAAGGAGUGAUGCAACAGUUUGGCGUCAGCGACGUAGCAGCUCUUCUUGGCCUUACAUUGUUCGUCUUGGGCUAUGCCCUCGGACCUAUGGUUUUGGCCCCAAUGUCUGAGAUGCCCUUCUUCGGUCGCAGUCCCAUCUACAUCAUCACCCUAGUACUCUUUGUUGUCCUUCAGUUAGGCGUCAUAUAUGCCAAGAAUUUUGGGAUGCUCCUAGCAUUCCGAUUUAUCACCGGCUUCAUCGGCAGUCCUGUCCUUGCCACUGGUGGCGCCACAAUCGCGGACAUGUAUGCUCCCAAGAAACAAGCAUACGGCAUCUCGAUUUGGGGUAUCGCAGCUGUUUGUGGUCCUGCCCUCGGGCCUGUUGUGGGUGGUUUCGCUGCCGAAAGUAAAGGCUGGCAGUGGACAAUUUGGGAGUUGAUGUGGCUCUCAGGUGCCUGCCUUAUCUUCCUCAUCUUCUUUCUACCCGAGACAAGCUCCAGUAACAUCCUCUACCGCCGUACGAUGCGUUACCGCAAAUUGACAGGCAACCCAAAUCUCAAAUGCGAAGCUGAAAUCGAAGCCGAAGGUAUGAGCAGCAACGAAAUCGUCCAAAUGAUCCUCAUUCGGCCUUUCACCCUCAGCUUCACAGAACCUAUCGUCUUCGUCCUGAACCUCUACAUAGCCCUUAUCUAUGCUCUCCUCUAUCUCUGGUUCGAGUCCUUCCCUAUCGUGUUCAUCGGCAUAUACCACUUUUCGCUCGGGACAUUAGGUCUCGCCUUUCUCGGAAUCUUGGUUGGCGCAUUGGUCACACUUCCUCCGUUCUUCUGGUACCUUCACAAAUACCAGGAGCCUCUUUUCAAUGAAAACGGCGAUAUCAAACCUGAGCAUCGACUUACUCCUGCCCUCGUCGGCGCCUUUUUUAUACCAAUUUGUCUCUUCUGGUUUGGCUGGUCCGCUCGUACUUCAGUUCAUUGGAUCAUGCCUAUCAUUGGGAGUUCGUUCUUCUCCAUCGGCGCAUUUUGCCUCUUCAUCUCCGUCCUAUCAUAUCUGGGCGAUGCCUAUCCGAAAUAUGUCGCCUCUGUUUACGCAGGAAAUGACCUCGUUAGAUCAGCGUUCGGAGCCUGCUUCCCAUUGUUUGCGAAUGCCAUGUUUAGACGUCUUGGUCUGGGUUGGGCGAGCAGUCUUUUGGGAUUUUUGUCCAUUGUCUUCAUCCCUAUUCCCUUUGUGCUGUACUACUAUGGAGAGAGGAUUCGGGCCAAGAGUAAGAUGGCGAGACAUGAUUUGUAA